GAAGACAUUCCCUUUCUUGUAGUUCUGUGCAAAUUCAGUGAAGAUUCAAUAUCCAGGUAUUAUGGAUUACUACCCACCUCCAGUGUGGGUAGAUAAUACUCCAGAUCGCCUGACAGAAAUAUGUGUUAGGUACUGUGCAAGUCAUCCUAAUACAUAUUCUGAGGUUGAAUAUUCAACAUCUCAGCGUCAACUGAGAGAAUACCUGCCACGAGAAAUCUGUGAACGUCUACUUCAUGCACGCUUACCUGGAAACCCAUCCAUAGAUGACACAGUGCUUCACACAUUCUGUCAAGUUGCAGAUAAUAUAUAUCCACCCCCUCACCUUCGCAAAAUAAAUUUAAGAGAUUCAAAUGUGACUGACAGUGGUCUUACCAAGCUUCUCCAGAUGCAUCAAGUGACCGACUUGAACAUUGACAAGUGCAAGAAACUGACCUGUGCUUCCCUGGCAGCAAUCAAUUUGUAUGACAGGCACCUGAAGACCCUCCACAUUGGAAAUUCUCGAAUACUCCCUUCCAAACCUCCUCACAGUAGCAAUGCUCACUUAAAGGGACUGCCCAUCUUUCCUGGAGCUAUACUUCAAACUCCAGAGCUGAGGAUCCUGGUACUGAGAGAACACUGCCCAGAAGUGGAGAAGUAUUAUGACUCCUUACUUCUUCCCUUGAGACAGCUUACAUACCUUGACUUGUCUGGCUGUCAGUGUCUUGGUGAUAUGGCAUAUUUGCUGCAUAUGAAGUCCCUUAAUGGUUUGGUGUUAUACAAUGUGAUAAUCCCCCAAAGCGCCAUAUUCAACAUCUGUCAUCUGAAGCAGCUCAGGAAACUGGACAUAUCACAAUCUGAAGAUGGACACGGAGAAUUUGAAGAGCCAAACAAAGUCUUAGAGAGUCUGGUCAUAAACUUACCCUUCUUGGAGUAUCUGGACAUCUCAGGAACCAAUUUGGAUGGAAGGGGAAAGAUGGAAACACCUGCAUCACGGAAAAAGGGCAAGAUUCUGGAACCCUUGACCGACAUUGCAGGGUUGCAGAGUCGUGUUUCAUCACCUCUGAAGUUCCUUGGUUUAUACAGUACGGCACAUGGUUCAUGUCGAAGUCAUCAUAUCCCAGCCGAGCAGGUCACUGGGGAUGCUAAUGAAGAACAGAUUUUAUUGGCAGCAGAAAUGUACUUGGAUCGUCCCGGUACAUUGAUCAAAGUCCUCAAUGACUUGUUUCACCUCUUGCGCUUUGACAUCUGUGUUGAUUCAAAGAGAGCCACUGAAGUGAUCAUCAAAGCCAUGGAACUCCAUGUUGACCACAAGCACAUCCAGAUUUCUGGAAGUGCUUCACUGUUCUACAUAGUCAAAGGAGGAGAAAAGAUGCAAUUCAAUGUGAAGGUGAAGCAGAGGAUUUUGCACACAUUGCUUGUGUCCAUGAUGGAGCACAAAGGAGAUGCUACAAUGAUGAGAAAUGGUUGCCUGACACUCUGCCACUUCAGGAUCCCUGAUGAUCUGUUGUUUGAGUAUGAGAGAGUGAUACACGUCCUACUCCAUGUGGUCACGGAUGAAGACAGGGAAGAGGAGUUUGUUCAACGUGUUGGGGUGUUUCUUCUCAAUUCCAUGGCCUGUCGAUUGGAAGGGAAGCAUAAACAACUUCUUGGAGACCUUGGAGCCAUUUCAACUAUGAUGAAUCUAAUCCAACUGAGGCUGGAUAGGAAGCGCUGCGAUGAGGUCAUGGAAAUGGCCUGGUCAACUAUGUGGAACAUCACUGAUGAGACACCUAUCAAUUGCCAACGGUUCCUAGAACUUCAAGGAAUGCAAUACUUCAUCCAUUGCCUUCAUGCUUUUCCUACAAAAGAGAGUUUGCUGAGGAAUAUGAUGGGACUUCUUGGGAACGUGGCAGAGGUGAAAGAACUCCGACCUCAUCUGAUGAAACAAGAUUAUGUCCGUGUGUUCUCAGAGCUCCUUGACUCUGAGAGUGAAGGGAUUGAGGUGAGCUACAAUGCAGCAGGGGUUCUAGCACAUAUGGCAUCUGAUGGGGAAGAAUUCUGGAAAAUUGAAAAUCCAAGGCGUGGUGAAAUCCUCCGUCAUCUAGUUGAUGCGGUUAAUAGGUGGGACUUGAAGAAACAGAGGAACAUCAAUUAUCGGUCCUUUGAGCCCUUCUUCCGCCUUAUCAAGUGUGAGGAUACCCCUGAGGCUCAGUAUUGGGCUGUUUGGGCCAUGGCCAACCUCACCUCUGUCUAUCCUAAUAAAUACUGCAAGCUGGUGGACACAGAAAAUGGCUUGGAGCUGCUUGAGAAGAUACGGCAGGCUGAGAAUAAAAAUAGUCGCAUCCAUGAACUGGCCCAGAUAGUGUUGGACAAUUGUGCCUUGCAGAAGAGUGAUAAUAGUUCGGGGGAAGAUUAUGACUCAUCCUGAGAUGCCAGGCAGCAUUACUUUUUCAUGCUGAUCCUGGUGUUUCAGGGAGAUCAUAAUCCAUGUUUCUGUCCUUCCUUAACAGUGAAGAAGUUAUUCUUUGCUUUUGCUUUCCUUCCUUUCCCUUUUUAUUCCAUCAUUGUCCACAUUGUUUUUCUUAUAGGAACCUUAUCAGCUUGUAAACCUUUUUUUGAUGUAAACUGGUUUGCCACAGUACCCUCCUGCUGCUAAAAUUUUCAAGUUCAGAAUGCAUGUUUAUGAAAUAGGAUUAUCACCCUGUGUUAUUGAGUGCUAUAGAUCUUUGAUUGAUCUGCUGCCAGCU
Molecule: messenger RNA, 2705 nt
Organism: Darwinula stevensoni
Lineage: Eukaryota; Metazoa; Arthropoda; Ostracoda; Podocopida; Darwinulidae
Source: the annotation of a GenBank genome assembly